Prorocentrum cordatum is the source of this 684-nucleotide messenger RNA. The record is from the annotation of a GenBank genome assembly. Lineage: Eukaryota; Dinophyceae; Prorocentrales; Prorocentraceae.
AUGCAGCGGUGCAGACGUAACAUUCAGGCAGCCAACGGCGCCGGCAGGCGCGGGUACAGCGUUGCAGGUCUGGCUGCCCGCCUGGGUCUCGCGGCGCCCGCGGCCGCGGCGCCCGCCCCCGACGCCUGGGGCAUCGUCGGCCCGCCGCGGCACGCGCACGCCCCGGGCGCGAGGACGACGUCGACUUCCUUCACGUUCAACCCCCUUGCCUCGAUCGGGCCGGCGGGGACCGCGGGCCUCGGAGCGGCAGCCGGCGCGGGCGUGGGCGGGCAGAUCAUGUUCCGGAUGUGCACCCAGAUCGGAUGUGCGAUUCUUGCCUUCUGGGUCGGCGUCGCGACCCACGUGCUGUUCGGCCUUGCGGUGGCUCUUGAGCAAGGAUGGACGCGGGACGGCCCAGGCCACGAGCUGGACCACGCUGGCGAGCGUGACGCCAGUGCCUUGCCCAAGUUCGACCCCUUGAUCCCUUGCCGACGCCGCCAGCGCCGACGCCCGCUUCGCCCGCGCGUCGGAAGCGAGAGCGUGACGUCGAUUGUGUUGGUGCUGGUCCUGCCCGCCAGCGUGAUCGCCAUCGUCCUCCAGACGUUCAUCGGCUGGGGGUGUUGCCAGUGGUGUGAGACGAGACGCCUCGACGGAGCGCUGCUGGGACUGCUGGCGCUGGUGCAGUAUGCCGACGACCCCCGCUGA